UCUUGUGCACUUUACUUCUCUUUCAGGAGCCUGGUGAGGAGCCUCUGUCACUGGACUUCCCCGAAAUCGAUCUCUCCCAGUUGGAUGCUAGUGAUUUUGACACUAACAGCUGCUUUAAUGAGUUGCAGUGGUGUAACGAUCAGUCAGAAAACGAGUCCAAUCUGUACAGCACUGACGACUCCGAGCUUUUUCAGAUCAUAUAUGGUGACAAUGAGGCCUUGCUGGAAGCCCUCACCCAGACAUUGGAUGAUAUACAGGAAGACGAGAUCAGCUUGUCAGCCUUCAUAUCCUCUGGAGAUGGGGACUUCUGCCCCGCACCCGCCCUCCUGCCAAAACCCUGCCUCCCAUCUGAGUCCUUUAAGGGUCUAGAAACUGAAGAUGAGCUGUCUAUACUCAAGAAGUUGCUUCUUUCUCCAGCACAGACGCCCAUCGGCUCUGACGCUCACAAUGACAGCAGCUACAAGCAAACAGGGAUCACAAAACUUCGUCCUCACCGGCAGUGUCUGAAGGUGGAGAGUCCAGUAGAAAGACAGACUGGGGUUCCGCAGACACAUGGCAGAGGCUGUACUGAACUACAGAGGCAUUUGGUGUCACCUGCAAGUGACCCUCCAUCUUCAGCCAAGGAUGACAGCCAUGACAGCAAUAACGAAGCAGAAAGUGAUUCAACUGAGGAGGAUCAUAGUGAGGAUGAAUCUGGGAGCUUCUCUCCAUUACUAGCUUUACAGAGCCAGGAACCUCAGUUCACAUGUGAACGGAGAAGCAAGCCGUGGUGGACCUUAUUAGGUAUAUGCACACCUACUGCCUUCCACCUAAAAAACAUCACAGUGAUGAGAAACACCAGCAUUAUACUGGUCUCCUGAAGAGACCAAAGACUGACACCACCCCAUCUGUGCAUUCUUGUUCCAACCAAGUAAUAAAAGUGAACUCUGCUAAUGUCAAGGGGAAGUGCUAUGCACAGGGCAAGUAUAAAAGGACGAAACCAACAAGGACCGAGUCUUCAAUCCUAAAAGUACUACUUGCAAAAGACAUUUGUGGGGAUGUAAGCAAGCCAUAUAGGUUGACACAACCAGUAUAUGCAGCUUUUACUGAUUCUUCUUGUAGCCAUGUAAUGCAAGGAAAAUCGGAGCAGGGGUUUGGAAGGGGCAACAAAGCAGAACUGGAGAAAACUCACAAGCCAUUUCUGUCUCUCAGGAGAGAGAGCAGAUACAUGGAAGCAGACUCUGGAAAACCAGCACAUAACAAUUCUGAGCAGGUGACCAAUAAAUCUGCGUUCAAACAGGAAUGCUCUGUUUAUGCAGUCAGACGCUCCAGUAGACUAAAUCCAGAGUUCUGGUUUAAUGAUGAAGUUUCUCCCCAGACAUGCACAGCACAUGCCCAGAUUACCAUGGAACAGCCUCUCUGCUUGACAACAGAGCCUUUUGUUGAUGACGAGCAGGUGGCCGAAGUGGAAGUUGAAGAGUCUGUUGAAACCACUGGUCAAGUAGAAGGUGAUCGAACUCUACAAGACAUGCUCGAAAUGGAUGCCAGGGAAGCACACGGUGAUAUUGACAACCAAGACUACCACCCCUUAGAUGUCACCAGAUGCUCUACAAUCUCUUUGCCACAAACGACAUCUGCAUUUGAGAAGAGAAACUUUGAUCAAGGACUUUCUGUUGAGCUGUGUGGGACUGCAGGUCUGACGCCCCCAACUACUCCUCCAUACAAGCCUACAGAGGAAGAUCUGUACAAACCUGAAAUCAGUCAGGACACUGUAAAUAAUGAUUCCUUGAUUACCUCGUCUGUAAAAACGGGAGUGACUGAAAAACGUCUCCCUUCAAAUAGAAGACUCUCAAAGAAACAGCCUGAAAGGACUGAAUUGUUUGCACACUUAAGUAGAAGCGCAUCCGUCCCUGAUACCCCUCCACCACAAGGAAUUAAGAGGCCAUUUUCCCGGUCAUUUGGAGACCAUGAUUAUUGCCAGGUGAAGAAGUCAGAGCCAGCUUUCCAGAGAAAAGUGAUUAAAUCUGUGGACCUGCCAUGCUAUGAUGACAGGAAGCACAAAGUGCCUCCAGUACUGGAAAGGAAAAUGUCCUCUAAUAAAGAGGACAACAAACUGCUGAAGGACCAUGAAAUUCGAGCAAGUCUCACCAAGCACUUUGGUUCUCCAGAUACCACUCUAAAAGAAGAGGAUAAUGUUACAUGUACCAGCCCUGAGUAUGAUUCAGCCUUUGAGGACAGUGAGAGUGAGUGCAAUUCUCCAGAGGAUGAUGUGUUCUUUUCUCCUCUUCGAAAAAAGUCGUAUUAUCGUAGAAGCCCUCCAUCCAAGCUGCAGAGCUAUCCUCGAAGUCAGGCUACUGCUCAAAUUAUCCGCACACCAGAUAACAGGAGGUCACACAGUAGACGUGAGAUCAGUGAGCAGAGACAGACUGGUCACUGGAGCCAAAGGCAAAUCCACAGGAAGAAAGAGCAGGAUGAUGGAUGGGUCAUUGUCAUCAGAAACCUCUCAAACAGCAUUAAUGCUCAUGAGCUGAAGAAAAGAUUUGAAGUGUUUGGAGAGAUUCUUGAAUGUCGGGUCCUCAGCAAAAGCAGAGGAGAAAAGCAUGGAUUCAUCACUUAUCGGCGAUCGGAACAUGCUGAAAUGUCACUAAAGAAGGGCCCUUCUCUGAGAAAAAAGAACGAACCAUCAUUUCACAUGAGCUACGGAGGUUCUAGGCAUGUUUUUUGGACCAAAUAA
Messenger RNA from Staurois parvus, 2713 nucleotides. The record is from the annotation of a GenBank genome assembly. NCBI's taxonomy places the organism in Eukaryota, Metazoa, Chordata, Amphibia, Anura, Ranidae.